Molecule: messenger RNA, 1592 nt
Organism: Oppia nitens
Lineage: Eukaryota; Metazoa; Arthropoda; Arachnida; Sarcoptiformes; Oppiidae
Product: mucin-2-like
Exons: 3
Coding region: 64-1542 (492 amino acids)
Source: RefSeq, a predicted model, not a curated record
GAUAUUAUAUUUGAUUCAUACAAGUAGUAUACUGUUAUAUAGUAUUUUUAAAAAACAAUUAUUAUGGGCACAGUUGUGUUUGCAGCACUUGUAUGUAUCAUUCAGUUUAAUGGAUAUCAACAACAAAAUGGAUUCUUAAGUAAUCAAGUGAUUCCUGGGUUUCCUGGAUUUACUGGUUUUAGUGGGUUUCCUGGGUUUCCCGGUAUUCCUGGUAUCGCAACAACUAGGAUUCCCGGUAUUCCUGGUAUCGACAACACUGGGAUUCCCGGUAUUCCUGGUAUCGCCACCACUGGGAUUCCCGGUAUUCCUGGUAUCGACAACACUUGGAUUCCCGGUAUCGCCACCACUAGGAUUCCCGGUAUUCCUGGUAUCGACAACACUGGGAUUCCCGGUAUCGCCACCACUAGGAUUCCCGGUAUUCCUGGUAUCGACAACACUGGGAUUCCCGGUAUUCCUGGUUUCGAUACCACUGGCAUUCAGUUGCCUGUGUUUAACCUAACAAAUCCCAUCAAUACUGGCAUCGUUACCACUGACCAGAUUACAUGGCCAAACUGGGACAUUACACAAACAAGUCGAUUACCAGAUGAAGAAACUCAAACUAAUAGUGAUGUUGUUGUUGAUGAUACCAGUACUGUCAAUAGUGGCAAUGGCGAUGACGAUACCACCACUACUACUAGUAGUAGUAGUGAUGAUGGAUAUAGUGUUUUUACAGAAGCUGAAACCAUCAGUGAAACCAAUGAUGGCACCAAUGAAAACACUGUAGUAACCAUCAGUAGUAUCAUUGCAACGGCAAUUGAUGAAACUGAUAGUCCAACUGGCGGUGAUAGUAUUGCAACCGUUACUGGCAAUGAAGCCGACAUAACUGCUAGCAGUCAGGCCACCGGUAUUCCCGAUGACGAAAAUACUGGUAAUAGUUUUACAACUAUUAGUGACACUGAUAUUACCGGCAACGACAACACAACUAUUAUUACUACUACUGGAGUUGAAGGCACUGAUGGUAGUGGUAACGGUACGGCUACAGGUAUUACUGGUGAAGACGGUACUAAUUCAAUUGAUUUAAUCAGUACAACCAUCGAUGGUAAUAAUGUUCCUACAACUGACAAAACAACUGCUCCAACAUCGAAUAGUGAUGACAAACCAUCUGACACUUCUGGCACUGAAACCACUCCAACAACAACAACAACGAAGACAAAUAUGACGACCACUACGCCGACGGCGACAACAACCAAAUCAAAGAAAAAGUCAAAUCACAUGUUGUUUUGGAUAAUAUCCGCUGUAUUUGUCGGAUUGGGUAUAUUGAUCGGUCUCAUAGCUUAUUGUUUGCUGACUAAACGCAGUCCAAAACGCAAACACAGUUCACCACCGAAGACACCGUCGACUGGUAAGGAAAGGCCAAUGAAAUCGCCGCCAAAUGCUACGAAAGCCGCCGCCACCGGCGGUAAAUCAUUGGACACCAAUGAUGUAGAGGCCGGUGCUGUCAAGUCAUUCGGAUCCGACGAGUCUAUUGUUUCUGUACAAUCAAAAUCCAAUCCUAGUGUUUAAAAAGCCACCAAAUAUUUGAUUGAAACCAUAAUAAUAUAGUAAUAAUUAUA